AUGGACAUAAACGGAGAGUCCAGAACUACCAUAUCUACCCCCCCUGUACAUCUUGCAGAGAUCAGUUCUGCAGGCAAAACAGAAGCAGAGAAACCACGAUGUUCCAGUACCCCCUGCUCACCAAUGCGACGGACAGUUUCAGGCUAUCAGAUCCUUCAUAUGGAUUCUAACUACCUGGUUGGCUUCGCGACUGGAGAGGAGCUGCUAAAAUUAGCCCAACAGUAUACAGGAAAUGAAGAUAAUAAAGGAGAAUCCAGGCCUAACUUGCACUCUGAACAGCUUGAUUCAGGACUUGCUUCCUCCCCCUUGUACAAAACUAGAAGUAGGUACUAUCACCCAUAUGAGAUCCCAGCAGUAAAUGGGAGGAGGAGGAGACAGAUGUCCAGCUUGGGAGAUAAAUGCACUAAGGCUUUACCAUAUGAACCUUACAAGGUACUUCAUGGUCCCCUGCCUCUUUGUCUUUUAAAAGGUAAAAGGGCUCACUCUAAAUCCCUGGACUACCUAAAUUUAGACAAAAUGAGUAUCAAGGAACCUGCUGACACAGACAUGCUACAAUACCAGCUUCAACACCUUACCCUUAGAGGGGACUAUAUGUUUGCAAGAAAUAACACAUGA
This is a messenger RNA of Charadrius vociferus (killdeer), 615 nucleotides long. Its product is annotated as UNC119-binding protein C5orf30 homolog. The record is from RefSeq and is a predicted model, not a curated record. The coding region runs from base 1 to 615 and encodes 204 amino acids. The transcript has a single exon. Gene Ontology annotation, biological process: negative regulation of cytokine production involved in inflammatory response; negative regulation of fibroblast migration. NCBI's taxonomy places the organism in Eukaryota, Metazoa, Chordata, Aves, Charadriiformes, Charadriidae.